UGGAUCUUGAGAAGUCCAAAAAUAGUGAAGGUUUACAGACGACAAAGUUUGAUCCAAAAAGCUUCACUUGAGCUGAGUAAACACACUGGAGAAUUGAAUUCUUCCAAACACGCUCCUAGAAAUUUUCAACAUCCUCAAAUAUUUGGCAAGAUUAACUGACUUUUCGAGUAAACAUGAAGAUUGCGAUUAUUCCAGGAAACGGUGCGGGUGAUGUUUUUCAUGCCAACUGGUACGGCUGGGCGCACAAACAAAUUAAUAAGUUAGAGAAUGUCGAGUGUGAUUUACGAAAUAUGCCAGACCCCAUUACUGCAAGAGAGUCCAUAUGGAUUCCAUUCAUGCACGACGAGAUGGGAUGUGACGAGAACACCAUUAUCAUUGGCCACAGUUCUGGGGCAGAAGCAGCUAUGAGAUUUGCUGAACGAUACAAAGUCUUGGGCAUUAUCUUAGUCUCAGCAUGUGUCACAGACUUGGGAGAUGACAAUGAACGGGCAAGUGGAUAUUAUGACAGGCCUUGGGACUGGACAAAGAUUCAAUCCAAUACAAGCUUUGUUGUACAGUUUGGGUCCACCGAUGAUCCCUUUAUCUCCUGGGAGGAGCAGCAGGCUGUCGCAGAUGGACUGAAAUCUGACCUCAGAAAAUAUCUCGAUAAAGGUCACUUCAUGAAUAGUUCAUUUCCUGAACUAAUGAGUGUUGUCAAAGACAAACUUCAUAAAUAAAAACUUAACAAAAACUA
Messenger RNA from Ostrea edulis (European flat oyster), 733 nucleotides. Its product is annotated as serine hydrolase RBBP9-like. Lineage: Eukaryota; Metazoa; Mollusca; Bivalvia; Ostreida; Ostreidae. Gene Ontology annotation, molecular function: hydrolase activity. The transcript has 3 exons. The record is from RefSeq and is a predicted model, not a curated record. Bases 174 to 716 code for a protein of 180 amino acids.